Molecule: messenger RNA, 6901 nt
Organism: Cimex lectularius (bed bug)
Lineage: Eukaryota; Metazoa; Arthropoda; Insecta; Hemiptera; Cimicidae
Gene: PlexA
Product: plexin-A1
Exons: 26
Coding region: 497-6283 (1928 amino acids)
Biological process (GO): semaphorin-plexin signaling pathway involved in axon guidance; regulation of cell migration; positive regulation of axonogenesis
Cellular component (GO): semaphorin receptor complex
Molecular function (GO): semaphorin receptor activity; protein binding
Source: RefSeq, a predicted model, not a curated record
CUCGUGUGGCAGUGGCUCCGUGAGCUCCGACAGUGUACGAGGUCGAACCAGGAGGACACUUACUCAUUUCAACACAAACUUGCCCAUUGUGUACACUACCGUUUACACCGGAUAAUACGACAUCUUAUAUUACUGAAUCUGUGUUAAACCCGUGCUUUUACCUGUGCUUCGCGACCAGCCCGGCCUGGAAGCUUUUUCCUUUCUUUACCCUUGGAAAACACAUCAAAAAAAGAAGAGUGUGGAAAGAAGGCGCAUCUGUUUUGUUAUUAUUUCUUCCCUUAUGGAUCCGAAAGGAUUUUUCCGGAUUUAGCGCACCGUCGGACGCUGAUGAAGUGGAAAAACAACGUUUACACGUCGCGACAACAGAAAAUCAUUCCGUGUGUUUUGUUAUUGCUGUAAAAACAAUAAUUUUUUUUUGGUGAUUAUGAAAUCGACGAAGCAUCCGACCUUUUGCGUCGUUCCAGCCGGAUUAUGAAGAUGAAAAUAAGAAGUGUGAAUGAAGGGAAGAAGAUGUGAUCUCGCAAUGCCCGUUUCCUGUAGUAUAAUGUUGGGAUGGGUAUUCGCCCUUUUCUUGGCAUGCUCGGCGGAAAGUAAUAUUGUGAAAGUGUUCAAAGAUCCGAGUGGACUUCCAGAUACGAAGUUUAAUAAUUUAGUCGUAGAUAAAAAUACCGGCCGUGUGUUCAUCGGUGCGGUCAACCGUCUUUAUCAGUUGUCGCCGGAUUUAGAUUUAGUCGUGGCGGAGACGACGGGUCCGAAAGAAGAUUCGCCCGACUGUUCCGUCGUUGAUUGCCCAUCGACGAUCGUCAAAAAGUUAAUGGACAAUGUCAACAAGGCGCUUGUCAUCGAUUAUACGACGACGAGGCUCAUCGUCUGUGGCAGCCUAUUCCAGGGUAUAUGCUCCGUUCGAAAUUUGAACAAUAUUUCCGACGUGACGCAGGUGGUGAAAGAAGCGGUCGUCGCAAACAAUGCGACGGCGUCCACCGUGGCUUUCAUCGCUCCGGGACCUCCGAAUCCUCCCGUCACUCAGGUCAUGUACGUCGGCGUCACCUACACGAACAACUCGCCGUACCGGAGCGAAGUGCCGACCGUCUCCUCCAGGAGUCUGGACAAGGACAAAAUGUUCAUGAUCGCCCAGUCGGCCGUGACGACGGGGACGAGGAUGUUCGUCAAUUCCCUGGCCCGGGAGCGAUACCCUAUUAAUUACGUCUACGGUUUCGCCUCCGAAGGUUUCAGCUAUUUCUUGACGACGCAGAUGAAGCACAGCAAUCCGUCUCCGUACAUAUCGAAACUGGUGAGAGUCUGUCACGACGACGACGACUAUUACUCCUACACAGAAAUACCGAUCGAAUGUAUAGACAGCGAAGGCAAGAAAUACAAUUUAGUCCAAGCCGGUUACGUCGGUAAACCUGGAUCGGAUCUCGCGUCCAGCCUCGGGAACACGGCCCAGGACGACGUCCUGUUCGCGGUAUUUUCGGAAAGUGAACAACUGGAAGGAGAAGGUUCUAGUAGACCUAGCCACUUCAGUGCCCUUUGUGUCUAUUCACUAAAGGCAAUCAGGAGGAAAUUCAUGCAGAACAUCAAAACUUGCUUCAGCGGACUCGGAAGCAGAGGUUUGGAUUUCAUCUCGCCGAGUCAUCCCUGCAUUCCAACGAAACUUCAGACGAUAGGAGAGGACUUCUGCGGUCUCGAUGUGAACACUCCGCUGGGAGGAGAGACCCCGAUGACUGCUGUGCCCGUCCUCCUGGUCAACCAGCAUCUCACAGCCGUAGCGGCCACUUCGACCGGUGACUUCACAGUCGUUUUCCUAGGCACCAGCGACGGCCGACUCAAAAAGGUUGUUGUUGAAAGUAUGACAUCAGCAAUUGAAUAUGGCCAAGAAGUUGUCAACGAGAGCUCUGCGGUUAAUGCUGAUCUGCAUUUUGACUCCCAGUACAUGCAUCUGUAUGUCAUGACAGAAAAACAGGUUGCGAAGGUUAAGGUACAGGAUUGUAGUGUGUACAAAACCUGUUUAGAUUGCCUCGGUGCUAAAGAUCCUUAUUGUGGAUGGUGUUCACUUGAAAAUAAGUGUAGCCUAAAGAGUGAUUGUCAGGAUGCAGGGAGAGAUGCCCUUUAUUGGAUCUCGUAUAAAAGUGGCAAAUGCACAACAAUCACUUCCGUGUCGCCAAAUGAACUGCAAAGAACAACUGCCAGAACACUUGACCUAGCUAUAGAAAAUCUUCCUUCAUUAAAUGGACAAUUUUUGUGUGCAUUUACUGCAUUGGACAAGACUCUUGUAACAAAAGCUACAAGAAAGCCUAACGGUGCUUCUGGUGUUAACUGCACCACGCCAAGAACCGACUUACUGCCAUCUAUACCACCUGGACAACAUCACUUUACAGCUAAACUUUCUGUGCGUAUGACAACGGGACCAGACUUCGUUGAAACAGAUUUUACGUUUUUUGAUUGCAACACGUAUGUAUCAUGUACGCAGUGCGUCUCUUCACCUUUUCCUUGCGAUUGGUGUGUUGACGGUCAUAGAUGCACGCAUGACACUGCUGAAAAUUGCCGCAAUGAUAUUUUGGUCACAGGAGUCAAUCGCAUCGGUCCAAGUUACAGAAGCGGUCCUGGUUUCUGUCCGACAAUUAAUGCAACAACUGGAGGCUCGACGGAAAUUCUUGUUUCAGCUGGUGUCAAGAAAAGCUUAAGAGUCAAAGUUCAUAUUAUCGGGCAAUUCAUUGUCCAAACAAGAUUUGUAUGUCAGUUUAAUAUUGAAGGACGUGUUACAAGUGUAAAUGCCAAUAUCUUGGGUGAUAUAAUUUAUUGUGAAUCCAUGGAAUUUUCUUAUACGUCGAGGGCUCCAAACAUUACUGCUACAUUUGCUGUGAUAUGGGGAGGUUCAAAACCACUGGACAACCCAGAUAACAUCCAUGUUGUCAUAUAUCGAUGUCGAGAUAUGGCUGAUAAUUGUGGUAUGUGCUUGGCCCUUGGGGAAAAGUUCGGAUGCGGAUGGUGCCAGAGUUCGGAUAGAUGUGAAGUCCAAGAGCAGUGUGACAGGAAUGGAGGAGCAGUCUGGCUAAACAGAAACACAACAUGUCCAAAUCCCGAAGUGACGUCAUUUUCUCCACGCCUCGGUCCCUGGGAGGGCGGUACAAAUAUAACCAUAACAGGAAUUAACCUGGGGAAAACAUUCAAAGACAUAUAUGGAGGCGUCAGUGUUGCCGGAAUUCCCUGCGAGCCUUAUGAGCAUUUAUACGUCAAAACAACACAGAUUGUGUGUCGAGUCGAUGGACCGGGAACACCGGAGGUACGAACAGGUCUGGUCGUCGUUAAAGUUGAAGAUUUCAGGGGUAACUCGAAACAAAGUUUUGAGUUCGUCGAUCCAGUAAUCCACAGUAUUUCGCCCAAAUUUGGGCCCAAGUCUGGUGGCACUAUGUUGAAAAUUAGAGGCCAGUUCAUGAAUGCCGGAAGCUCAAUUCAGGCAUUUAUCGAUAAUUUGCCUUGCAAAAUUGUCAAAACUGAGUCUGCUGUGGCUUAUUGUAUUACGAGUGCAUCAAAGAAGACCAAAUCUGGACAGCUUCGAAUGAAAUUCGAUAAAGGCGAUCGACUACACGAUAAAGAAAAAUACGAAUAUGUUGAAGACCCUACAAUUGACUCAGUGGAAUCUGGAGUUACUGCUGGACAGAUAAAAAUUCCAAAAGGUAUUCCCGCUGGUGGUAUUCGAAUAUCAGUCACAGGAAAGAACUUGAACUGUGUUCAACAGCCACAAAUUUAUGUUAUAUACGACAACAUUACUUAUUUAAGUAAUUGCACGGCUCAAUCCAACACGUCUAUGCUAUGUAGAUCACCGAAAGUCAAUAUUCCGAGCAAUUUGGAGCUUGACGCAGAAAACCCUCUACAGCUGGAAUACGGCUUUAAAAUGGAUAAUGUACUUGGUGUUCAGAAUCUUUCACAACAGCAUGGAAAUUUCCUUCUAUAUCCGAAUCCAGUUUACGACCGGUUUGACGAAGAAAUUAAAUAUUACAAGUCUGAUUAUCUGACAAUUAAUGGGCAACAUUUAGACAGGGCUUGUCAGGAACUCGAUGUGGUUGUAAAAAUAGGAAGCAGUUAUUGUAAUGUGACUUCUUUAUCAAGACAGCAACUUACUUGUCGUCCACCAGUAGAGCAACCUCCAGUCGAUGGUACUUUAGGCCUAAAGGGAGGCACUCUUCCUCAAGUUGUGGUCAUCGUCGGUGGAGAUUUACAGUACGUAAUUGGUCAGUUGAGCUACGCUUCACCUGCUGAAUUAACUGGACCGCUAACUAAACCAGCAAUUUUUGGUGUAAUUGCUGGCAUCGUUUUACUCCUCCUCAUAUUUUUUGCAUUCUUAAUAGCCUACAGGCGAAAAUCGACAGAGAGCAAUAGAGUCCUUAAAAACAUGCAGGAACAAAUGGAUAUACUUGAAUUACGCGUAGCUGCUGAGUGUAAAGAAGCUUUUGCGGAGCUUCAGACAGAAAUGACAGAUUUGACUGCAGAUUUAACUGCUGGAGGCAUUCCAUUUUUGGACUAUCGCACAUACGCGAUGAAGAUUCUCUUUCCAAAUAUAGAAGACCACGCUGUCCUUCAGUGGGAACGUCCUGAGCUAGCAAGAAAGGAAAAGGGCCUUCGAUUAUUCGGCCAGCUCAUUUUAAAUAAAACAUUUCUUUUGUUAUUUAUUAGAACUUUGGAAAGCAAUAGAUACUUCUCUAUGAGAGAUCGAGUUAACGUUGCCUCCUUGAUCAUGGUUACACUUCAAAGUAAAAUGGAUUACUGUACUGAUAUAUUAAAGACUUUACUCGCAGAAUUGAUUGAAAAAUGCAUGGAAGGGAAAAGUCACCCAAAACUCCUUUUACGCAGGACUGAAAGUGUCGCUGAGAAAAUGUUGUCGGCUUGGUUUACGUUCCUCCUCUAUAAAUUUCUGCGUGAAUGUGCUGGUGAACCUUUGUACAUGUUAUUCCGAGCCAUGAAGCAUCAGGUGGAUAAAGGACCAGUCGACUCGAUCACAUCAGAAGCGAGAUAUUCAUUGAGCGAAGAAAAACUCAUUCGACAGUCUAUUGAUUUCAAAACAAUGACUGUACAUGUAUCAAUUUCCCAACAGACAGUAUUUGUGACAGGAUUGGAUCCUAACACAGAAAACGUUCCUGUUAAAGUAUUGGAUUGCGACACUAUAACACAAGUGAAAGAAAAAGCUUUAGAUACAAUUUAUCGUGCUACUCCUUAUAGCCAAAGACCUAGAAAGGAAGAAUUAGAUCUCGAAUGGAGAACAGGAACUUCAGGAAGAUUAAUUUUAUAUGACGAAGAUUCAACUACAAAGACAGAAGGUGAAUGGAAAAAAAGAAAUACUCUUAAUCAUUAUCGGGUACCUGAAAGUGGAUGCCUAAAUCUAGUCUCUCAACAAUCAAUUCCAUCAAAUCUUUCUAUAUUAUCUGAAAAAACCGAUAAAGGUCAUAAGUACGAGACUUUGAACCUUUCUAAGUUUAGUUCUGCGAGUCCUCCAUUAAGCAGAGCUACUUCUCCUCUCAACAACGACCACGACAGUGGAUUGAAAGUCUGGCAUUUAGUGAAACAUCACGAUUCUGAUGCUCAAAAGGAAGGAGAAAGGGGCAAUAAAAUGGUGUCAGAAAUUUAUCUCACUAGGCUACUAGCAACAAAAGGCACCUUGCAAAAGUUUGUUGAUGAUCUUUUUGAGACAAUCUUUAGUACAGCACAUCGUGGAAGUGCAUUACCUUUGGCUAUAAAAUAUAUGUUUGACUUUCUUGAUGAUCAAGCCAUUCAACAUGGAAUUACUGAUCCUGAAGUGGUUCAUACGUGGAAGAGCAAUAGUUUACCACUGAGAUUUUGGGUUAAUUUAAUUAAAAAUCCUAAUUUUGUAUUUGAUAUUCACAAGUCAAACAUUGUUGACUCUUGCCUGUCAGUGGUCGCACAAACUUUUAUGGACUCUUGUUCAACAUCAGAUCAUCGACUAGGAAAAGAUUCUCCAAGUUCAAAACUUCUGUACGCUAAAGAUAUUCCUGUCUAUAAGGAGUGGGUAGAAAGAUAUUACGCUGAUAUUAAAGUGAUGCCUGCAAUUUCUGAUCAAGAUAUGGGUGCUAUGCUUGCUGAAGAGUCGAGGCUCCAUUCUUCAGAAUUCAACACAAACUGUGCUCUUCAUGAACUUUAUACAUAUGCAAUGAAAUAUAAUGAACAGUUAACUGUGACCCUAGAAGAAGAUGAAUUUUCACAGAAACAACGGCUAGCUUACAAAUUAGAGCAAGUACACAACAUAAUGAUUGCAGAAACGCAUCAAUGAAGGAAGGCAGAUUACGUCUGCAUAUAGUUUGCUCAAUCGUCAGUUAGGGACAAGGAAUCUUCCCAGAAGUGCCUCAGUAGUGUUUCUGCUGAAACAUAGUGUGUGUGUACAGUGAUGCCAUGUUAUACCACCGAGACAUAAGUCUGAGAAUUUAUCUUUAUUUUUGGCAUAGAUAAUUCAUUUCCUAUACCUACAUAUCUCAACCACUUAUGGGACACAAAGUGAUGAGAUUUUUUUCUCCAAAAGUACAGUGAACUUGUAGGCAAUUUGUAAAAAAAAAAGAAAAAGAUAGAUAAAUUCUCAGUUUUUUGCUGAGAUAUUGUUCAUAAAGAAUUGGUGGUCACAAAGACGCUUAUGCGAGAAAAAAAUUUUUACCUUCCCUCAUCCCUGGUUGUGACACCUUCCCUUACCGUAUUUUAUAUAUGUACUUAACUGUUGAAUGUUUUGUAUUUCCUGUUGUACAAUUGAUGUUAUUUAUAAUGUGCUUAAACAACCAUAUCGAGUUAUUAAUGUAAUAUCUUUACAAAUUUUAACCGUUGUACAUGCUGCAUAAACCUUGUGAGUAAUGUUACUGUUUUAACAUGCUCCACCCUUCUAGUAAGGCAAAAAAAAAAAAAA